Messenger RNA from Lichtheimia ornata, 1395 nucleotides. RefSeq lists its product as uncharacterized. The transcript has 2 exons. The record is from RefSeq and is a predicted model, not a curated record. The coding region runs from base 1 to 1395 and encodes 464 amino acids. Gene Ontology annotation, molecular function: DNA-binding transcription activator activity, RNA polymerase II-specific; transcription cis-regulatory region binding. NCBI's taxonomy places the organism in Eukaryota, Fungi, Mucoromycota, Mucoromycetes, Mucorales, Lichtheimiaceae. Gene Ontology annotation, cellular component: RNA polymerase II transcription regulator complex.
AUGAACUUCGGCAUUCUCAACUUUAAGGAAGUGAACAACAACACAACGGACGAGUCCAACAAUCCACCACCCUCUCAAUACCUCUUUCUCUCGCCAUCGCUUCAACAUUAUGCCUCUGGUUUCCCAAGUAGCAGCUCCAUUACCAGCAGCAGCAGUAGCAGCAACAGCAGCAACAGUAGUCAAACGGCCCAUACACCUGAAUUCCUAGCAGAAGAUAUACCACCACCAUUUGAUACGAGACCAGAAGAACCAGCCCCUCCUCCUCCUCGUCGCACGAUUCGCAAACACAAAGAGCCUAUCUUUGUCACUGAAGUUCCUCAAAAUGCAUACAAGAAAAAGAGAAACAGGGGCUUAUCAUCAUCCGAAGAAGAUGAAGCAGCAGCAGGAGGAGCAGAUGCAACAAACAAAUCCAAGAUGACAGCCAAAGAGCGUCGACAAUUAAGAAACAAAAUCUCGGCCAGGAACUUUCGUGUGCGUCGCAAAGAAUACAUUGAGCAACUCGAGUAUCAGAUCUCAAAGCAAGAUAAAGAAUUGGCACUUUUACGAGAAAGCAAUGCUCGAUUGGAGAAGGUCAAUCAAGAAUUAUUACUUGAAGUGGAACGAUGGCGAAGUUUAUCCGAUUCUCAACAGCAACAGCAACAGCAACAGCAGCAACCAGCAGCCCUUCUCGGUGGUGACAACACAUCUGGUGGAGAAGCAUUACCCGAUUUAUUCAACUUUUUCGAGUUGAACGACCUGGAUUUAUUUGAUUUCAAUGUCAAUGUAUCGAAUGCAGUCAUUCCUCAUUUCGACUUUGCACGUGUAUUGAAUGAGAAACCUGAUCCAAGGAUAUCGUCAGCAGAGUUGAUGAGAAGCUUCCCAUUACUGGCACCCACCUUGAUGUCCAUGAUCAUUGGUCAAACGAUGGCUUUGGUCAGUGAGCAAGAGAUCAUGUCAACAGCUGUCAUGGCACAGCCUACUACCAAGAUCACAUUUCCAGAACCACCACAAAUGCUCGUAGCUUCGGAACGACAUCAACGACAAGAUGCAGUCCCACUUGAAAAAGAGCACAUGGUGGAUGAGGCUAUUGAGCGUUGGCUAUUGAGGAAACACUAUUUGUAUUAUGCAUUCAUGCGGAUGCGUGGUUAUUCUCAUGCUCAGCUCAUUCAACGCGCGCGACAAUACUUGGAAUCCAGUGCCUAUCGAGAACGCCGCAUGGAACGCCUUCAAAGAGUUGUCAACACCAUUUCGGCCUUUUGCUCCAUCACCAGCACCCUCUUACAACAUCCAGAGCGGGCCCCCUUAGUACCAUCCAUGAUUCGAAACGACAAACGACUCGACUGGCAUUCUAGCUUUUCACCUAAAGGUAGUUUGGAGUAUAAGGAACACCCUUUGUAUUUGAUGGCACACGAUUAA